AUGCAAGCCGAACUCAACAUGAGCGCACGGCAAGAAGAUCGCGAGGGCGACUUGCGCGCCCGGGAGUUAUUCCAUUACUUCCAACCCGAUAAUCCGGCUUUGAUGCCGAGUGGACAGCGCGACAACCGACCGUGCGAAUCCCCCACUGCUGAGAAACAAAGUCCAAAUCUGGUGUUAACGGCCUUAGCACAGUUGGCCGCAUUGAAAUUGGGUGUUCAGCGCGCAGUUAUUAGCUUAAUUGACCGCGAGACACUUUACGUGAUAGCAGAGGGAUCACGAUCGCUUAAUUUGGCAAAUAAUGACCGAUAUGACGAAGUUGGCGACGGGCUCUGGGUGGGGUGUUCACGUGGACCAGUCGCGGGAACUUUGUGUGAGAAAACCAUCACCCUAACGCCUCCGCAAGGGAAGCAACAUGCCUUCUUCGUUGUAGAGGAUUUAAAAGAAGAUCCGAACUUCCGCCAUCUAUCUUGUGUCGCAGAAGCACCGCACUUCCGGUACUAUGCCGGCACACCACUGAAGACUCCCAACGGGACCAAUAUUGGUAGUCUGUACGUGAUCGAUCCUCGACCCAAUCACUGCUUGGCCGAUCUCGAAAAGGAAAUGCUUGGAAAUAUUGCAGAUGCAGUGAUGGAGUAUCUGGAGACUUCUCGUCAGUCGUUGGAGGCAAAUAGGUUGACCAAGUUAUUGGCUGGCUUAAAUGCUUUUGUGCAAGGCGAGUCUACUUCGGAUGCCUCGCGCGACUCGACACACGAUCUCGGUCGAUCGGAUCAUCUCGCCGCGUCUAUAUCACGCGUCCAACAAAGUCCUGAUGCCAAGGCUGAGGAGCAUAAAGUCAGGGCUAAAAGCAGAAGCCCUCCACCACUGUCAUCCACUCCACCGAGCAGUGAUUCUUUUCCUGAUGAGAUGUUUGCUGUCACAAUUCCAUCUCCAACUCGCAAUCGGCUACAAAGAUCACCGCGAUCGAAGACUGAGACACGCCAAGAUCAGAAUGAGAACAGAACAAAGCGGACAUUCCAGUAUGCUGCCAACGUAAUGCGUGAAAGCCUGGAUCUAGGUUCAAAUGGUGGUGUAGUCAUCGCCAGCACGGGCGAUGAUAUCGAACAAGAUUGUUCUGAUCUUUCGGACGGGGAAAAGGAGAAAAAACUGGCCAAAAUCUGGGCGGUAUCGGAUACCGACCACGGGCCUUUUGAAACCAAAGAAGAAUCUGGUUUGUAUCCAGCAUCACAGAUGGAGUCGAGAUUUCUCAGGGAGCAUGGUGGAUACCCAGAGGUCUUCGCAACCUCAACUUUCAGUGCACCCAGAGUCACUCCGGUUGCUUCGGGAGAAGGACCUCCAGUUGAUGAAGAGGUAUUUCCCCAACGCGACGAGGGUUAUUUUCUCCCCCUCUGGGACUCUCUUAAUUCGCGAUGGUUUGGUGGUGCUUUCUGUUGGAGUCGAGCCGAGACUCGAGUGUUCAGUGCACAUGUCGAUCUCGGUGGACUCUUUGGAUUCGGCUCUUCCUUGAUGGUCGAGCACAGCCGUAUUCAGAGUCAAGAAUCGGCCAAGCAGAAAGGUGAUUUCAUCAGUACCAUGUCACACGAACUACGAAGUCCCCUGCACGGAAUCUUAGCAUCUAACGAAUUAUUAAUCGAGCACGUCAAUUCGGAAUUUGCUAAACGGCUGCUUGAUACUAUACGUGCUUGUGGCCAAACUCUCCUGGAAACCUUUGAGCAAAUUUUAGAUUUCACUAAAAUUAACUCCUUUGAGAGGGAGCCAACUAGAUCUCGCUCGCCCCAUGAACGACCCCAGCGUGCCCAGCCGCAGUCAUUUCACAUAGUCAAGCAGGUGGAUGUCCUGACAGUCAUUGAAGAGGCGGUUGAAAGCGUCUGCUCUGGGCAAAUGUUGUCAAGUAUGAUGAAUGGAGGCGGGGCGACUGUUCGACGGUGGCAAUUGGAUCCCAAUGAGGAUAACAACAGAGAAUGGCAAAACGCCGACGGCAAAAAAGUAGACGUCUUUCUUGAAGCUGCCCCUCAGAGUUGGGUCUAUGUCUUAGAGCCUGGUGCUUUGAGACGUGUCGUCAUGAACGUAUUCGGAAACGCAUUAAAGUACACCGAAGCUGGUUCUGUUUCGCUCCAUAUCGAGGCCCAGACUUCAAAGAAUGACAAUCCUGCGCUCUUAUUGACAGUUUCCGAUACGGGCAAGGGCAUUUCGCAUGAUUACCUUCGUUCAAAUGUUUUUACACCAUUUUCACAAGAGAAUCCGAUGUCGCCGGGUGCGGGACUUGGUCUUUCACUCGUUCGAGGUAUUCUUCGUUCGCUGGGUGGAACCAUUGCGAUCAAGAGUCAACGUGGCAUUGGUACGGUGGUGAAAAUGACAUUUCCCCUUACACAUUCCCAGCAUCACAAGUUUUCUGAAACACAGCUUUCUGUCUCGGGAGCAUUGCCGUCUAAUGUGUCCCCCAUCGAUCGUGUUACCGCGAAGCUGAAAGGAAGAAGGGCAUUCUUUUAUCCCGUUGAAGACUUUCAAGUCAGCAAGCCUUCAUCAUCCAGUAUGAUCAAACAAUAUCUAAUCAACUGGUUUGGUAUGGCAAGUGGAGACCAGGCUGUUCCUACGGCAUAUGAUUUGGUGGUCGUUGACGAGCGUCACUUGGAUCAAUUCCCAGUCGCGUAUCACCAAUCCAACCUGUUGGUCUUGUCUCAUCGAGGUCCUAGCCUCUGGUCAACGGCUACUUCAUCCAAAAGGCGACUCAUCAACGCCACAUGGUUGACUCUUCCGUGUGGGCCUCACCAGCUAGCCAGGACACUUUUGGAAUCCCUUCAAAGUUUGGACUCAAAUAAAGCCAAUACAUCCAAUGAUUUAGCAGGACAUGAGCAGAGUGGUGAACGCCUCCAAUCAAACUCAAACGACCUGCAGAUCAGAAAAGAUCUUCUUCUGCCGCCUGAGGUACCGGUCGAAUCAACCACCUCACCUCCGUUAGUUCUGUCCUCUGUCACAGACAAAUCAAAAACAGAAUCCACUAUCGCAGAACUGGAUUUGCCGGUCCACCCCAUGAAGGAAACACAAGAAACUCAACCUUUCCCAUCAACCGAAGUAAAGAACGGCCCACGAAUUCUCUUGGUAGAGGACAACGCCAUAAACCUCGCACUCCUGAAAAAGUACAUUUCAAAAAUACCCACACAAGUUCUGGACUGCGCUGUGAACGGUUUGAUGGCCGUUGAAUUAGCGCAGAAAAUGCCUCAAGGCUAUGACUAUAUCUUUAUGGACAUUUCUAUGCCUGUAAUGGACGGAUUUGAGGCAACAAAGGCGAUUCGAUCAAUAGAAGCGAAACGAGGCACGACGUCUCCUGCGCAUAUUAUCGCGCUCACUGGCCUGGGGUCGGAUGAACAUAUCAGGAAAGCUUUUGCGGCUGGUGUGAAUGUUUUCCUUAGGAAGCCGGCUUCCCUGAAGGACAUUUUGGCCGUGUUGAGGAAAUAA
Messenger RNA from Penicillium longicatenatum, 3453 nucleotides. RefSeq names its product hybrid sensor histidine kinase/response regulator. The record is from RefSeq and is a predicted model, not a curated record. Gene Ontology annotation, molecular function: phosphorelay sensor kinase activity; protein binding. Gene Ontology annotation, biological process: phosphorelay signal transduction system; phosphorylation. The coding region runs from base 1 to 3453 and encodes 1150 amino acids. The transcript has 6 exons. NCBI's taxonomy places the organism in Eukaryota, Fungi, Ascomycota, Eurotiomycetes, Eurotiales, Aspergillaceae.